UUCAAGUCAAGCUCGCGUCGGAAAGGACAGCAGAUUCUGAAUGUGAAUUACAUGCUUAUUACGGUAACACGUUAUAUGUGCCCUAGCACGAGCACGCAGAAGGGCACAGUUGAUUUCCUGUGCGCAGUAGCUUACAAGAGAUCGACAUCUAAAGCGCGAGCGCUGGAGUAACACGAGCUGCACACGCUAGACAUAAAGUCAGUUUGACGGGCUCUUCUUGUGGGUCAGCGCCACACGCAGUGACAUUAUACACUUCCCAUUUUCUGAAGUGUGUCUAUAGAAGCGAAUAAAGUGGCGUUCGCGCGUUACGACCGAAGAUAUUUUGAGUCUUUUUGAUAUUUCGCGUUGGUAGUUUCUUGGCUUUCCCUUUGCAUCUACAACAGAUAGGCUAUAUAACAAUACGCAUGCCACGCGUAUUUGGGGUCGCUUUGGUGAUGCCAUGCCCCGCAACCACAGCGGAGAUGAGGUCGGCUCCGGCCUCUGGAUGAACACUUCUCCCGGGCACCACGCCGAAAGUUACGGAUUGGAUAAUGUGGAAUGUGGUAAUAGAAUGAAGAACAAUUGUUCACGGCCGGGGCACGACCUGUUGUCCGCAUCUCAUGCCGGCACAGGUGCGUCGGUAACGGAAAGAGACCGGGGGAAGCAGGGCGCUCGGCUGAGUCUGCUCGGGAAGCCUCUGGUGUACGGAGCGCAAAGCGGCCGGAGAAACGCGCGAUACCGGAGGUUUCAGAACUACCUGUACAACGUGCUGGAGAGACCCAGAUCAUGGGCUUUUAUCUACCACGCUUUUGUGUUUGUCCUGGUGUUUGGCUGCUUGGUGCUGUCCGUCUUCUCUACCAUUCCAGAUCACCAGGAAAUGGCCUCUCAUAGUCUUCUGAUCUUGGAAUUUGUGAUGAUCAUUGUGUUUGGGCUGGAGUACAUUAUUCGAAUCUGGUCUGCUGGUUGUUGUUGCCGGUACAGAGGAUGGCAGGGGCGACUUCGAUUCGCAAGGAAGCCCUUCUGUGUCAUAGAUAUUAUAGUGCUGAUUGCAUCUGUUGCUGUGGUUUCGGCGGGGAGUCAAAGCAACAUUUUUGCAACAUCUGCACUAAGAAGCUUAAGGUUUUUACAGAUCCUGCGAAUGGUGCGCAUGGACCGCCGUGGAGGAACUUGGAAGCUUCUGGGAUCUGUAGUUUAUGCACACAGCAAGGAAUUAGUCACUGCCUGGUACAUCGGAUUCCUUGUGCUCAUCUUUUCCUCUUUCCUGGUUUAUCUGGUGGAAAAGGAGUUUAAUAAAGACUUUGCCACAUAUGCUGAUGCAUUGUGGUGGGGCACGAUCACCCUCACUACUAUUGGAUAUGGAGAUAAGACUCCUAAAACCUGGACUGGACGAAUGCUGUCUGCUGGCUUUGCCCUGCUUGGGAUCUCCUUCUUUACUCUGCCUGCGGGCAUUUUGGGUUCAGGUUUUGCCCUAAAGGUUCAAGAACAGCACAGACAGAAGCACUUUGAGAAGAGAAGGAACCCUGCAGCCUGCCUUAUACAGUGUGUGUGGCGUAGCUAUGCGGCUGAUGAGAACUCGGUUUCCGUUGCAACCUGGAAACCUCAUUUGAAGGCGUUGCAUACCUGCAGUCCUACAAAAAAGGAUCAAGGAGAGUCAUCUACAAGUCAGAAACUGAGUUUUAAGGACAGAGUAAGAAUGGCAAGCCCCCGUGGACAGAGCAUUAAAAGCAGGCAGACGUCCGUUACAGACAGACGUUCGCCCGGAGCUGAGAUCAGCACUGAUGGAUCGAGUCCUGCCAAGGUCCAGAAGAGUUGGAGUUUUAAUGACCGCACCCGAUUCAGACCCUCUCUCCGUCUCAAGAGCCAAUCACGGUCUACCACUGAAGGUGAGGCUAACGUUGGUGUCGAUGAGGGUUUUGAUGAGAAAGGGUGUCAUUGUGAUAUGUCGGCUGAGGACCUGCCAUCCGCACUGAAGACCGUCAUCAGAGCAAUGAGGAUCAUGAAAUUCCAUGUGGCAAAGAAGAAGUUUAAGGAAACUCUACGCCCAUAUGACGUGAAGGAUGUAAUAGAGCAAUAUUCAGCCGGUCACCUAGACAUGCUCUGCCGAAUUAAGAGUCUGCAAACUAGGGUGGAUCAGAUUCUUGGUAGGGGCCAGAUGCCUGUGGAUAAGAAGGUCAGAGAAAAGUUGUUAUCUGAUGGAGACAUUCUGGAAGAUGUGAGCAUGUUGGGAAGGGUGUGUAAGGUAGAGAGACAGGUACAGUCUAUUGAAGCUAAGCUGGACUCAUUACUGGACAUCUACCGGCAGGUUCUGCAGAAGGGUUCGUCCUCUGUCCUCACUCUCUCCUCGCUUCCUCCUUUUGGGUUGGAGGAGACCUCAGACUAUCAGAGCACCAUCCUCAGUAAGGAUCUCUCUUGCUCCUCCCAGGUCAGCCAGUCCAUCUGUGGCAAUCAUCCCAGGGCUCUCCAACUAAUACUAGCCCCCAGUGAACUCAACAUAAACCAGAACAACUCCACAACAUCUUCCCCUGGGCUCAAUCCAGCCUCUGCCUCGCCCUUUAACCCAUCAGCCUUCCAGGUUCCUUCAACCCCAUCCAUGGAGUGUCCAUCAGCACAAGGCAGUCCAUCUCAAAUCCUCAGCGCCAACAGCUUUCACUCCUCUGUAAGCCACUUUCCAUACGUUGGUCAACCAGCUCCACCUCUUCCACCCACAGCCUCUUCAAAACUCUCCACCUUUCCUCCACAACUAGGCCAUGCCCGCAGCAUGGGUCCCUCUAGGUCAGACCCCACCGACUACGCCAAAUCCUACUUCAGAGGAGUUGGGAUAGACUUAGGACUUAACUCCGUUUUGGGCUGCAAGCUUCAGCAAAAAAACAGACCAAAUGCCAAAGAAGACAGUUCUUGGAGGAGACAUAUAAGCCUGGAUGCAGAGGUGGAGAUGGACCCCCUUGUUCCAGUUUCGACUCUUGUCCCGGUACAAGACCAAUGCAGUGAAGACAGAGGAUUGGGGAAGUCCCUCUCUGUGCAGGACCUCAUGCAGCCCGCUCUAGAGGGUCUGGACAUGCAUUCUAGUCAGGCUAGUUUCUCCACUAGUGUUAGCAGCAGCCAGGACUCUUCAGCUGGGGGCAUUGAGAUGGGGAUAGUGGGCUGGGGAGAAGCUAAUCUCUUCAUCGGCGAUAGAGACUUGGAGGUCUCAAAGACACAUACUCAAGGGUUUGACUUUCUUUCUCAGCCCCCAAUGGAUGCAUCCUACUCAUCGGAGCUGCUUAGGACCAGUACUACGGCUGGUGCUGGUCACAACCUAACACGUGGACAUUCACCCAAUACGGACAGCAACGAGACUAUGAAUAUGCCACAUGUUCGACUAAAAUAACUCAAUCUCUAAAGUGUUCUUAGAAACCCCCUCUGGUGGAAUGAAACUUUGAUACGAGACCUUAUUUUAUUUUUUAGUUCUUUUGUAUUUUUAUGAGGAAAAAGUACAUUUAGAUCAUUUUUAUACAUAUUAGUUUGGUUUAUUUAAAAGAAUCAAUUAUGAUUUUGUAUUGGUCACCAUACAUGACAUAGCAUUGCAUGCAUUGUUCUUUUUCAAAUGUACUGUAACAUUUUUUUAUCUAAUAGAAUGUGGCAAAUUAAUAAUCGACCUGCUGCAAUGAUCAAAAUCAUAGAUGGCAUGAACUAUUCACUGGACUGCAUGAACACCGUGUGUCAUCAGCAUACACAAACACAUUGUCUCAUUACAAAAAGCCUUGUCAACCCGAAAUUUACAAGCUGCCUAAAAAUAGAUAAAAAUGAUCAGAACAUAUUUUUCUCUUUCUGAAUUUAUCAUAUUGUAUUACUAGGUCAUUUACUUUUAUUGUGUAAAAAAAAAAAAACAAUACCAGAAAGUGAAGGAAACUGAUGCUGCUGAUUUUUUUUUUAUAGUUUUGAUAAAGCAGAUUAAAUUUUGAGAGAAGCACCUGAUAGUUUCCAUACUUAAUUAGUUGCUGUUUUUGUAAUGAGUUCUGAUUACAUCGCAGCAGGAGCCCAACUUAAUAUCCUACCCGUUAGUUUUGUGAAUAUAAAUUAUUAUUAACAACAAUAAAAUAAUAGAAAUUA
Messenger RNA from Pimephales promelas (fathead minnow), 4068 nucleotides. It is a transcript of the gene kcnq5b, whose product is annotated as potassium voltage-gated channel, KQT-like subfamily, member 5b. The record is from RefSeq and is a predicted model, not a curated record. Gene Ontology annotation, cellular component: membrane; voltage-gated potassium channel complex. Gene Ontology annotation, biological process: potassium ion transmembrane transport. Gene Ontology annotation, molecular function: voltage-gated potassium channel activity. NCBI's taxonomy places the organism in Eukaryota, Metazoa, Chordata, Actinopteri, Cypriniformes, Leuciscidae.